This is a messenger RNA of Heteronotia binoei (common prickly gecko), 972 nucleotides long. RefSeq names its product mas-related G-protein coupled receptor member H-like. Gene Ontology annotation, biological process: G protein-coupled receptor signaling pathway. Gene Ontology annotation, cellular component: membrane. The transcript has a single exon. The coding region runs from base 1 to 972 and encodes 323 amino acids. The record is from RefSeq and is a predicted model, not a curated record. Lineage: Eukaryota; Metazoa; Chordata; Lepidosauria; Squamata; Gekkonidae. Gene Ontology annotation, molecular function: G protein-coupled receptor activity.
AUGACCGAUUUCAGCAAGACCUCCCCAUCUCCUGCAGAAGAUGGACCCCAGGAUGCUGAUAUGUACAAUAACACUUGGUUGUCUAGUCAUAAUACUUCCAGUGGUAGCCCGGAGCAGAAUUUCAAUUCUGUUCGUAUUAUUUACAUCUUCAUCUUAUGUAUUUGCAUCAUUGGGCUUGUGAGGAAUGGAAUUGUCGUCUGCCUUCUUGGUUUCGACAUUAAAAGGAGUCCUUUCACGACGUACAUCCUGAACUUGGCUGUUGCUGACUUUGGGGUCUCUCUGUCCUUUGAUCUGGCUUUAAUUUUAAUACAGGCCCACACGGAAAGUGUACUUGCGAUUGCAAUCGUUUUACAUUUUGUCGUCUUCAUGUAUACUGUGAGUCAACUUUUAUUGACUGCCAUCAGCAUCGACAGGUGUGUGUCUGUCCUCUUCCCCAUCUGGUAUCGAUGCCACCGGCCACGACAUUUCUCCACCGUUGUGUGCACCGUAAUAUGGGUUCUCUCCUUCCUGUUCUCUGGCAGUUCAGUAACUAUAGACCUUUUGGAACAUUUUGGGGCAUAUUGGAUGCAUUAUUCUUCAUAUAUUGCAGGUUCUGUUGUUUUCUUCCCUCUGGUGACUAUCUCCACCAUGAUUCUGUUCUUCAAAAUGUACUGCACAUCACAGCAGCCUCGGAGAGGAAGGGUUCUAACCAUCGUGUUAAUUACUCUCCUUUUCUACUUACUCUUUGCUUUUCCAACCAACACAAUUUACACUGUCAACUAUUUCUUUGGGUAUAAAUACGACUAUCUAGCAGUAUAUGGUGCCUUAUGCAGCUGCCUCAACAGCUGUAUCAACCCAGUGAUCUAUUUCCUGGUUGGGAGGAGGAAGAGGAGCCAAGGAAGGCAGAGCCCGACGUUACUACUCCAGAGGGCUUUCCAGGAGGAAGAAGAGCGUAGAGAGGAACACGGCACCACGGACCAGACAUCGCUAUAA